Messenger RNA from Chiloscyllium plagiosum (whitespotted bambooshark), 1306 nucleotides. Lineage: Eukaryota; Metazoa; Chordata; Chondrichthyes; Orectolobiformes; Hemiscylliidae. The record is from RefSeq and is a predicted model, not a curated record.
UUUCAGGAAUAUGAAGGUGAUCGGAAUGAGGAAAAUGAGAGACAUGGUCAAGGGAAAGCUAUUCUGCCAAAUGGUGACACAUAUGAAGGUGCCUAUGAACAUGGCAAGCGCCAUGGAAUGGGAACAUACAGGUUUAAGAAUGGAGCACGUUAUGUAGGUGAAUAUCUGCAGAACAAGAAACAUGGUCAAGGGACCUUCUAUUAUCCAGAUGGUUCCAAGUAUGAAGGAAGCUGGGCACAUGAUCAGCGACACGGAGAAGGAACUUAUUAUUAUCCAAAUGGUGAUACAUAUACUGGAGAAUGGCUUGCUCAUCAAAGGCAUGGUCAGGGCAUCUACAUGUAUGCACAGGCUGGCUCCAAAUAUGUGGGAACCUGGGUUCAUGGAAAGCAGAUCGAAGCUGGAGAGCUCAUUCACCUGAACCACCGAUACCAGGGCAACUUUCUCAAUAACAAUCCUACAGGUCGAGGGAAAUACAUCUUUGACUUUGGCUGUGAGCAGCAUGGAGAAUACCUUCAGAUAGAACAGGACAAAACCGAUGAAGAGAUCGCAGAGGAAGAAUCCAUAACCAUAACCGUCCUGAAGUGGAAGGCAGAGAAGCUGUCAGGAUUGACGUUGUACUCUCCAACAUUUAAGGCCGAUGUAAAGUCCAAUGCUUCAGAGCCUGAGGAGCAGGUUGCCGAUAAUACAGAGGACACUGACGUUGCUGAGACAGAUGCUCCUGAUACUGAUGCCCCAGAGGCUGAUGCCCCAGAGGCUGAUGCCCCAGAAGCUGAUGCUCCAGAGGCUGCUGCCCCAGAGGCUGCUGCCCCAGAGGCUGCUGCCCCAGAGGCUGCUGCCCCAGAGGCUGAUGCGGCAGAGGCUAAUGUGGCAGAGGCUGAUGCGGCAGAGGCUGAUGCGGCUGAAACAAAUGGUCCUGUGACAGAAGCUCCUGGUUCAGAUGACCCUGUUCUCGAUUCCCUUGGUUUAGCAGAAGGUAAUGAAGGAGCAUCUGACGCUGUAUCUGAGCUGGCUGCAGAUUGAGGAUAUGGUGUGAGGCUAGAAUGCCUGAUUAGUAGUGGGAUGGAGAGCACCACCAGUUACUGAAAACCAUUUGAUUGCCGGCUGAAAAAAAACAAAUGAUACACAUUGGCUUCAAAAUAUCCACCACUCAAAAACAAGAAGCUGUGUCUUGGUCAGCUGACUGCUAAUCCAAAGUGUUUUAAUCAAGGAGAGCAAGUUUCCUUCUUGUUUUGUGGACUGGGCAGCCAAAAUGAACCAUCACGCCAUCUCAGUUUACAAUUUUAAAAAUAAAAUAUUACAUACAAAA